Pteronotus mesoamericanus is the source of this 4552-nucleotide messenger RNA. It is a transcript of the gene CNOT7, whose product is annotated as CCR4-NOT transcription complex subunit 7. Gene Ontology annotation, molecular function: poly(A)-specific ribonuclease activity; nucleic acid binding. Gene Ontology annotation, cellular component: P-body; CCR4-NOT complex; CCR4-NOT core complex. The record is from RefSeq and is a predicted model, not a curated record. Lineage: Eukaryota; Metazoa; Chordata; Mammalia; Chiroptera; Mormoopidae. The transcript has 8 exons. Bases 417 to 1274 code for a protein of 285 amino acids.
UGCUGCGGUGGGAAGAAAAUUGGGAGUGGAGGGCGGUGGCCUAGAUCCUCCGCUCCUCGUAUUCCUUCUUGCAGCAGAGCUUGGGAGUCAAUCUGGCUCCAGUAAUGGUUAUCUUCACCCUGGCUCUCUGCCGGCCGAGAACGUUAUCUAUGACUUGAACGUUUCCCUACUGCCCUCUCUUUUCCUUGGGAGCCUGCAGUAAGGAGAUGCUACCUGAAGUAAUGAGGUCCCUGGUGCCUAUUCGCUUCUGGAAUUGCAAUAGAAAGAGAGAUAUGAACAUUCAAACAAUCUCUGUGUCUGUUACUUAUUUCUCAGAAAGAGGUACACAAAUAAAGGAUAAGGUAUUUUAUGAAACAGAAUCUUCAAUCAAGUAUAACAUUUUGAUGCUUGGCAGCUAGACUCCUUGUGCCCUCACUAUGCCAGCAGCAACGGUAGAUCAUAGCCAAAGAAUUUGUGAAGUUUGGGCUUGCAACCUGGAUGAAGAGAUGAAGAAAAUUCGUCAGGUUAUUCGAAAGUAUAAUUACGUUGCUAUGGACACAGAGUUUCCAGGUGUGGUUGCAAGACCUAUUGGAGAAUUCAGGAGCAAUGCUGACUAUCAGUACCAACUAUUGCGGUGUAAUGUAGACUUGUUAAAGAUAAUUCAGCUAGGACUGACAUUUAUGAAUGAGCAAGGAGAAUACCCUCCAGGAACUUCAACUUGGCAAUUUAAUUUUAAAUUUAAUUUGACGGAAGACAUGUAUGCCCAAGACUCUAUAGAGCUACUAACAACAUCUGGUAUCCAGUUUAAAAAACAUGAAGAGGAAGGAAUUGAGACCCAGUACUUUGCAGAACUUCUUAUGACAUCGGGAGUGGUCCUCUGUGAAGGGGUCAAGUGGUUAUCAUUUCAUAGUGGUUAUGACUUUGGCUACUUAAUCAAAAUCCUGACCAAUUCUAACUUGCCUGAAGAAGAACUUGACUUCUUCGAGAUCCUUCGAUUGUUUUUUCCUGUCAUUUAUGAUGUGAAGUACCUCAUGAAGAGCUGCAAAAAUCUCAAAGGCGGUUUACAGGAGGUUGCCGAACAGUUAGAGCUGGAACGGAUAGGACCCCAGCAUCAGGCAGGAUCUGAUUCCUUGCUCACAGGAAUGGCCUUUUUCAAAAUGAGAGAAAUGUUCUUUGAAGAUCAUAUUGAUGAUGCCAAAUAUUGUGGUCAUUUGUAUGGCCUUGGUUCUGGUUCAUCCUAUGUACAGAAUGGCACAGGGAAUGCAUAUGAAGAGGAAGCCAACAAGCAGUCAUGACAUGAAAUAGUCCUUUUUAUUUUAUUUGAGCUACACACAUGCUUGUAUAUAGGUUUUAUCUCUGGUUGAAUCCCUUGAACAACAGACAGAACUUUUUUUUCUUUCAUAUCCCAUUUUAUUUUUUGUCUUUCAGUACUAAGUAUGACCAUUCCUAUUUCAGAGCUUAAAUAGAAAAGCAUUCAGGUUAAAUCUGGCCUUAACUUAAUAUCCUUGUUAGCAGGCGUGUGUGGCAGAGUGGGAAAGCUGCAUCAUAUAAACUUGACCGACUUGAGCUUGGCUUGUGUUUCCCUUUUCUAAAUUAACUAGCACUGACUGUAAUUUAUUUCCUUGUUUCAUGUCUCCCUUCCAUUCUGCAGGAGUUUUAGCUUUUUGAGAUUGCGGACCAUCAAUUUUGCACUUUAGAGAGUGAUUCUGACUCAGAUCCUCUGUUUUAGCAGAAAAUUUUCUUGCUCUUAGCUGGAAAAAUGACCAUCUGCCAACUUACAAAGUAUUUACUUGUUUUUGACCCGUGAAAUAUAUAGCACAUACAUUGUGCAAGUGGUUGAUUCAACAAGACUACAAAAAAAAAAAAAAAAAGACAAAAAACUACUGAGAAGCUUAAUAACUGCUGUUUCUGUACGUAGUGUUUAAUCUUCCAAGCACAUCUAGUGUCUGUCAGUUUCUAAUUGGCAUGUGUAGGCUGCUCUAUGACUGGAGAACUUUUCAAACCAGCUUUACACCCUUCAGGAAAAUUCCUUGUCUGUGAUUGGAUGUUUGUUGUCUGCCAGAAAACUGGCCUCCACCGAUGUUGAAGCUGCAGGUUUUUGAUAGCACACUUCCCUUGAUCUGCUUCUUUUUAUCCCAUCACUGUUCACCCUUAUUUUAAAUUUUUUUAAAUUUUAUAGCCAUACUUACGAGCUCUUGUUGUUGAUUCCACAAAUCAAUUUCAUUAAAGUCCAAAGAUAGCAAAUCUUUAGGUAUAUUUUGUACCAAAUUAAAUUAGGAGACAAAAAUUGUGCUUUCAUAGUUGUUAACAAAAAUAAAGAAUAGAGAGAUUUGGUGCACAAUAAAAUACAAAAAUAUAUGUGUUAGCUAUGUGUGUUUAUGGAAUACACAUAUAGCUAAUAAAAUUACCUGAGGAGUGUAAUGUUUGUUUAUUUUUUGUGUAUAUCUUUGCAAUCUAUUUUAUAUAUAUUGACAAAAGAGACUGUGAAAUAUUUAGCCAUGCAGAAUAUGUGACUAGACCAGAGCAUGUGUAGGAAGACAUUUUGGUAAUCAUUAAUUCUACCCGGAAAUUAUGGACUGCAAGUUAUGAUGUGUGUUAUCUACACUUCAAUCAGUAAUAUUAGCAAAUCUCCAAAUGUUAGCCAGAUGGGUGUGUUUUCCUUGUACAUUCUUUAUUCAUGGUAUUACAGUGCUGUAACUGGGUGGUCCUUUUUAAACAAAACAUUAUUUGCAAAACAGAGGGUAUUAUUUGUUUUUAAAGCUUUUGUAAAUAAAGGCUUCAGAAAUGUUUUCUUAUAUAUGUUGAUGACUGGUAAUUUUGUUUUGGAAAUAUUUAUUUGGGGGAUAUAUUUUUUUAAAAAGUUUGGGCAACUGAACAGGACUCAGUAACUUCAUUAAUUAUAGCUAAUUACUGAAAAAUAAGUCUGCGCCUUCUGCGUUCUGACAGUGUUGGCUUGCCCUUUAUGCAUACCUCAGCUAGAUGCUAAGAACUGAUUUCUGUCUCUGCAGGAACGCAUUCAUUCUGAAAGACAAAGUAAAUGCACUUGACAUAACAAUGGCAGCUUUGUAAAGCUGAUGCAGUAUAGCAGAUGUCUAAUUAUUUCCUUUUGAUCACCUCAAAAAAAAAAAAGUGCAUUUUGAAUAGCCACAUAGUUGCUGAAUUUCAUAGUUUGUGUCAGUUUUAGUUUCUGUCUCUAAGAAGUGAUUAUUUUAUGAUUUCUAUAAGAGAAACAUUGUGACCUUUACUAAAUCUAGCUUUUGGAUAAAAGAUACGAGGCUGAUACAUUUUUAAUAUUCCUGAGCCAUUAAUUCCAGACUCACUAUACCUGGUAAAUGGAGAGCAAGGGCCCCCAAACCAAGGCCUGCAGGCCCAAGCCGGCGGGACGCCUGUCGGUGUGGCUGACCAGAGGAGAAUGGAUGGCUUUUACAGUUUUAAAGUUGUUGGGAAGGAAUAUGUUCUGACAUGUGAAAAGCAUACGAAAUGUAAAUUUUAGUGCCCAUAAAGGCAGCUUCAUUGGAGUACAGCCACACUCGUUUACAUACGCUGACCACGGGUCGCCCUGCAGUGGGGGAACCGAGUAGUUGCUGCAGAAACUGCCUGUGGCGUUCCCGUCGUCUCUCCUUUCUGCGUGGUGUGCCGCAAAAGCGGGGACGUAGAUGCAGGCCCUGACAGCGUUUGGAGGGUACCGCACUAUUUUACUGUCCUUUCUGUUACUGAUUCAUACCAGUUGUGUCUUACGAAAAGUGCACUUUGAAUGGUGUGUUUUUAAGGCGCAUUGAAGUAUGGAUUAUCUUAUCAAAUGAUAUCUUGCCGUGACACCGUAUGCUAAAAAAUACCACAGAUGUUGACACAACCAGGCUAAAGUCUCAUCUUAAUAAUCCCAACUCUUGGGAAAGCAAUAUUCAGGAGAAUUAGAAACUUGAAGAUGGAAUAACUCAUCACACCAUUUCACAAAAAUUAAAAAUGAAAAUGUGGCUGCAGCCAGAGGACAUUUGCAGGUGGCCUGCCAGUUGGCCAGGCAAAGCCACUUAACCGAUGGUGAGUUAUACCAUGUUUCUCCAAUGCAGUAGCCCAGAGAGGUGUGUCUAGAGAAAGUAAAACAGCCUUUUGAUAAGAACAGUUGCUUAAAGAAUGAGAACAUUCACACAAUCAAAUUAAUUAUAAAACACAAAUGAUCAUGGGUGUUUUUCUUGGUCCGUUAACAAGCCAGUAGUGUCCAGCUCUUACUUGAAAAAUCAAUGCCUAGUUGGAAGUGACUGAAGAAUUAGUUUCUGUUGUACUAACAGGCUGUGGAACAACUACAGGUGUGAAUGUUUUCAAGAAGUGGAGGAGCUAGCAAGUCAGUACAGCCCGAAGUGGGAUCUACCAAGACGGGAUACAACUGAUGGUGGUAAAAAUACACGUGGAGCGAAGUGCGGUUGAUCACAUUUAAAAACGCGAAAAUGGACUAAGGUGUUUGGGUUUGGCGGGGGCCCAUUUCACUGUGUCAUGCACCUUUGUUUUAUUUUCUUCUAAACAAGAAUUAACAUUGUUCAUUGUUAGCCGGUGUCUUUUAUUCCUGCAAAGAUCAUGU